Scophthalmus maximus (turbot) is the source of this 3464-nucleotide messenger RNA. RefSeq names its product exostosin glycosyltransferase 2 (gene ext2). Gene Ontology annotation, molecular function: glycosyltransferase activity. The coding region runs from base 156 to 2315 and encodes 719 amino acids. The record is from RefSeq and is a predicted model, not a curated record. NCBI's taxonomy places the organism in Eukaryota, Metazoa, Chordata, Actinopteri, Pleuronectiformes, Scophthalmidae. Gene Ontology annotation, cellular component: membrane. The transcript is spliced from 15 exons.
CCUGUCCCACCAGGGGGAAGCACAGUGUCUACCUCGUGAGACGCACACAGACAUUACGGACACGAAGAAGAAUGACUUCCGGAAAUCACUGGGAUUUCCUGGAGAGCUAAUGUUAGCUUGAAGCUGGUGGCUGGUUGGACAGAAAGGUGUCAGGCAUGUAUGCCUCUGGGAAGUACAGCUCACGGGGCCCUGCUCUUAUCCCUCGGAUGAAAACCAAACAUCGCAUCUACUACAUCACCCUCUUCUCUGUGGUGCUACUCGGAUUAAUCGCCACCGGGAUGUUUCAGUUCUGGCCCCACUCCAUCGAAUCCACAGCUGACUGGACCCUUGAUAAACGCAGUGUCCAUGAUGCUCCUCUGAUCCGCCUUCCUGUCUCCAGUCUCAUUCCGGAGAGGGGUGACCUCAGCUGCCGCAUGCACACCUGCUUUGAUGUGUACAGAUGUGGCUACAAUCCUAAGAACAGAAUCAAGGUCUACAUCUACCCUCUGCAGCGAUUUGUGGAUGAAUUGGGGGUUCCUAUCAGCAACACUGGACUGUCUCGAGAAUACAAUGACCUUCUGAGUGCCAUCUCCGACAGCGACUUUUACACUGAUGACGUGACCAGGGCUUGUCUUUUUAUCCCAUCUAUUGAUGUGCUGAAUCAGAACUCCCUGCGCAUCAGAGAGACUGCCCAGGCUCUGUCAAUGCUGCCUAGAUGGGACAAAGGAAUGAAUCAUCUGCUUUUCAACAUGUUACCUGGAGGCCCCCCAGACUACAAUACUGCCUUGGAUGUGCCCAGAGACAGAGCGCUGCUGGCUGGAGGUGGUUUUUCUACAUGGACCUACAGACAAGGUUAUGAUGUCAGCAUCCCAGUUUACAGCCCACUGUCUGCAGAUGUUGAGCUGCCUGAGAAACAGCCUGGGCCACGGCGCUACUUUAUUCUAUCUUCUCAAACCGCCAUCCACCGAGAGUACCGCGCUGAACUGGAGCGCUUGAAGGAAGAAAAUGGGGACGCAUUGCUCCUCCUUGACAAAUGUAGCAACCUCUCCCAGGGUGCCUCCUCUGCACGGAAACGCUGCUACAAGGGGCAGGUGUAUGACUACCCGCAGAUCCUGCAGGAGUCUUCAUUCUGUGUGGUUUUGCGGGGGGCACGUUUGGGUCAGGCUGCCCUCAGUGAUGUGCUUCAGGCUGGCUGUGUCCCCGUCAUCCUCGCUGACUCCUACAUCCUGCCAUUCUCUGAAGUACUCGACUGGAAAAGGGCAUCUGUGGUUAUUCCAGAGGAAAAGCUGUCAGAGAUGUACACCAUCCUAAAGAGUAUUCCUCACAGACAGGUUGAAGAGAUGCAGAGACAGGCUCGCUGGUUCUGGGAAGCCUACUUCAGCUCCAUGAAGGCUAUUGGCUUGACAACGCUCCAGAUCAUCAACGACCGCAUCUACCCAUAUGCUGCACGCACUUAUGAGCAGUGGAACAAUCCACCUGUGGUGAAGUGGACCAGUGUGAACAGUCCUCUGUUCUUGCCACUAAUCCCACCAAGGGCACCUGGGUUCACAGCAGUGGUGCUGACCUACGACCGCGUUGAGAGUCUUUUCCGGGUCAUCACAGAAAUCUCCAAGGUUCCUAGCCUGGCUAAGCUGCUGGUGGUUUGGAAUAACCAGAACAAGAGUCCUCCUGAGGAGUCUCUUUGGCCGAAGAUCGGUGUUCCUCUCAAAGUCGUGCGAACCAAAGAGAACAAGCUGAGUAACCGCUUCUUCCCCUACGACGAGAUCGAGACAGAAGCUGUGCUCGCGAUCGAUGAUGACAUCAUCAUGCUGACAUCUGAUGAGUUGCAGUUUGGCUACGAGGUAUGGAGGGAGUUCCCAGACAGGCUGGUGGGAUACCCAGGCCGGCUACACCUCUGGGACCACGAAAUGGGGAAGUGGAAGUACGAGUCGGAGUGGACCAACGAGGUCUCCAUGGUUCUGACUGGAGCUGCUUUCUAUCACAAGUAUUUCAACUAUUUGUACACGUACAAGAUGCCGGGAGACAUCAAGAACUGGGUGGACGCUCACAUGAACUGUGAAGAUAUUGCCAUGAACUUCCUGGUGGCUAACAUCACAGGCAAAGCCCCCAUAAAGGUGACGCCCAGGAAAAAGUUCAAGUGCCCCGAGUGUACUGCCAUUGAUGGACUGUCCCUGGAUCAGACACACAUGGUGGAGAGAUCUGAGUGCAUCAACAAGUUUGCCUCAGUGUUUGGCACGAUGCCUCUGAAGGUGGUGGAACACCGAGCGGACCCAGUGCUCUACAAAGACGACUUCCCAGAGAAGCUCAAGAGCUUCCCCAACAUCGGCAGCCUCUGACUAGCCACGAACAGAUGUUUGGAACUGGUCACUGCCUCACAACUUUAAGAUUUGUCACCAUCAUCAUCUUUAAUGUCAAGACAUCAACAUUCAGACAGAAGUGCUAAAUGCUCUUGUCUCCUCUCAGUUCGAGUGACUUUCACUUCACGCAGAACUGUGUAGGACGUUAAGUCAAUGUACUGAAUGACAGAGGACACUCAAAUCUGGGUUUCGUGAUAAGUGUGUUUUGUUUUUAUGUAUUCGAACAUUGCAGAACAUUGCAUUUCAUGUUACAGAAACUGCUACUAGUGAAAUCUAUUUAUAUUAGCUUUUUUUUUUGCUUAUUUUCAAAAGUUGUCAAGGACCAGAAUCUUUUUAGCUCCGCUUUAUGGAAAGAAAAAAAACCCAAUACAUUUUUAAUUUACAUUGUAUAUUGUAAAAUAUUUAAUUAACACAUCUAUGUUGGCUUUACCUAAUAGCUUGGUGAAUGUGAUAACAAAGUCAUGGUGGCUAACAGAUGAUGUACACUUAUUGUUUUCACAAACGUUCUGUUUUUCACAAUACGAUCGAACUGACAAAGUUAGCACCAUAAAUCUAAUAUUUAAAGAGAGUAACUGCUAAUUUUAAAAAAAAAAGAAAUGAUGCUGAGCUACUGGAUCAUCUUGAAUUGUAAUUUUAUUCCGCCUGAGCAAGCCUUUCCUCAUAUUUAUAUAAAUAAGAAACGCAGUGGUGCUAACUGAGGCAUCCACCAAGUCAUUUCAUGAGUCGAGUUAUGUUUAUGAGCACUACAUACGAGUAGAAGCAGUGUACAGAACUACUGUAAUGUGAAUAAUGGACAACUACAAAAUCCACAUCUCAGAAAUUAGAUAUGUAUAAAAAUGUUGAUGCAGUACUUUGUUUUUGACCGUUCCUCCUUUUUUUUUUACUUUACCUGUUGUGUGUUCAUAUUUUUGUCCUUUUCCUCACUAAUUGUCCCAGCUCCAGUAUUUAGGCCAUGACAUUGAGAGCAGCAGCGUCUCUUAGGUGUAAACAUUGCCUUUUAUUUGCCUUGUUUUUAUUCUUUUCCUUAAGUCAGUGAAUUGUUUUAAAUUUUUUGACUGAGUUUAUGUAUCUAAGUGUAUAUAUAUCUUUUUAAUACAUGAUAAAUAAAUACCAGGCUACGACGUCUCA